AUUGCUGUACAGUCCCGAGAUUAUCGUUUUUUUAAUCUAUAAUUAAAACAAAGGCCAACCAUUAGGUCCGAAACGAUAUAAAUACAACGAUUUUUUUUAACGAGACAUUAAUUUCACUAAUCAUGAAGGUAUUAGCCGGUGUUUUGUUGUUAGCUGUUUUGGCUCAGGCCAUUGAUGAUGACUGGAGGACUAUUACGCCCAGGAACGUCUACCCAAAAAUCCCCAUUUUUGAAGUUCCUGGUGGUGAAAGAAUUGUUGGCGGUUAUGAAGCAGCUCGUAACUCCAUUCCGUACCAAGCUGGUCUUUUCAUUACCACCCCCGCCGGCACCUUCUUUUGCGGAGGAUCUUUGAUCUCUCCAACAACCAUUUUAACCGCUGCUCAUUGUGUCGAUGGGGCUUCUUCCGUUCAAGUGAGACUUGGAGCUCACAGUGUAUCUGCCGUUGAAAGUACUCAAGUUCGUAUAACAUCAGAACGAUUCACUGUCCAUAGUGGAUGGGACGCUGAUACUUUAUUCAAUGACAUUGCUUUGGUUCAUCUUCCAGAAGCUGCACCAAUAAAUGCACCAAUCCAAACUAUUCAAUUACCAUCUGGGGACACAAGCGAUUUUGCUGGUGUUUCCGCUAGAGUUAGUGGUUGGGGCAAAGAUUCUGAUCAAGCUGCUGGUAUCAGCCCCGUUUUACGUUACGUUUUCGCCCCUGUUAUCACCAACUCUGAAUGUAGCAACACUUUCGGAUGGUACAUUACAUCCGGACACGUUUGUAUUCGUGGUACUGGUGGAAUUGGAUCUUGCAGCGGUGACAGUGGUGGUCCAUUGGUUGUUGAUGGUGUUCAAAUCGGUGUUGUCUCCUUUGGAGCAGCCGCUGGCUGUGAAUUAGGUUACCCAUCUGCUUUCACAAGAGUAACAUCAUUCCUUGAUUGGAUAUCAAGUAACAGCGAUGUUCUAAUUAAUUAG
Molecule: messenger RNA, 953 nt
Organism: Onthophagus taurus
Lineage: Eukaryota; Metazoa; Arthropoda; Insecta; Coleoptera; Scarabaeidae
Source: RefSeq, a predicted model, not a curated record